Rotaria sordida is the source of this 492-nucleotide messenger RNA. NCBI's taxonomy places the organism in Eukaryota, Metazoa, Rotifera, Eurotatoria, Philodinida, Philodinidae. The record is from the annotation of a GenBank genome assembly.
AUGUCACAAGAGGCACUUGAUACACCUUCAAAUCACGAUGAUGAGAAACCAAAUCAUAUGAUCAUCUGGCUCGAUUCAUCUAUCGGUAAUCCAAACGAAUAUCUACAUUUGAAAAAGGCUUUCGCAAGUAAUACUGAUCCACGCCAUGAAACUUGGACUAUGCUUACCGACAAGGAUUAUGACAAUUUGCUUAUUGCAACAGAAGCUCAAGAGCGUAGUAAACGACUGCGACAGGAUAAUGACUUGAAAGGUGCACUUCAACGUUUACAUUGGGCAAAGAAACUCUGUCAUCAGCAUGACAAAAUGGCACAAAAAAUUUCUACAGAUAAUCCUCGACCGGUGCAAGAAAGUCAAACAAUGAAGGAUAUUAAUGCGCUAAUAAACGAAAUCGAACAAAUAUUACCUAAAGACUCUUCUCUACGAAAUAGAAGCAGUAGUGAUAAUGAUGACAAUGAGGAGAACUAUGUACGAUCAAGUGAACCGAGUAGUUGA